AGAAAUAUGGCGGCGGAGCGUUCUUUGGGACGCGGUCACUGGCGUCUCCGUGACGCAGAACGAGUUAGAGCGUCCCGUGGGGUUUCCAUGGUGCCGCCCUCGGCCCCCACUUUCUCCGCUUUCUCUCCCGCCUGAGCACCGCGUACGAGAAGGCCGGCGGCGGGCCCCGCCCGCGACGUACACGCCGCUCGGGGGAGGGGUUAGGAGCGCAGGCGACGCUCUGGGCGAGCCCGUGCGCCUCUCUAUGCUACCGAGCGCUCGCGUGCGCCGCUCCCGCGCGUCGCCCCUUUAAUCGGCGGAGGGCGGUGCCGAGGAGGUCCCGCGAGAACGGAGGGGGCGGGGGGCGGUGCCGAGGCUGGGGGCCCGUGGCAGAUGGAGCCCGAGAUGGAGCCGGAGACUCUGGAGGCGCGAAUCAACAGAGCCACAAACCCCCUGAACAAGGAGCUGGACUGGGCCAGCAUCAACAGCUUCUGCGAGCAACUCAACGAGGACUUUGAGGGGCCUCCACUUGCCACCCGCCUAUUGGCCCACAAGAUCCAGUCCCCGCAGGAGUGGGAGGCGAUCCAGGCCCUGACGGUGCUGGAGACAUGUAUGAAGAGCUGCGGCAAGAGGUUCCACGACGAGGUGGGCAAGUUCCGCUUUCUCAACGAGCUCAUCAAGGUUGUUUCCCCCAAGUACCUGGGCUCUCGGACAUCAGAGAAGGUGAAGAACAAGAUCUUAGAGCUCCUCUACAGCUGGACGGUCGGCCUGCCCGAGGAAGUGAAGAUCACCGAGGCCUACCAGAUGCUCAAGAAGCAGGGGAUAGUGAAGUCCGACCCCAAGCUUCCAGAUGAUGCCGUCUUUCCCCAUCCUCCUCCACGGCCCAAGAAUGUGAUCUUUGAAGAUGAGGAGAAAUCCAAGAUGCUGGCCCGCCUACUGAAGAGCUCCCAUCCCGAAGACCUCCGAGCGGCCAACAAGCUCAUCAAGGAGAUGGUGCAAGAGGACCAGAAGCGGAUGGAGAAGAUCUCGAAGCGGGUGAGUGCCAUUGAGGAGGUGAACAACAAUGUGAAACUGCUGACGGAGAUGGUGAUGAGCCACAGCCAGGGUGGCGCUGCGGCCCACAGCAGCGAGGACCUCAUGAAGGAACUGUACCAGCGCUGUGAGCGGAUGCGGCCCACACUUUUCCGACUGGCCAGUGACACAGAGGACAAUGACGAGGCCUUAGCGGAGAUCCUGCAGGCCAACGACAACCUCACCCAGGUGAUCAACCUGUACAAGCAGCUGGUGCGGGGUGAGGAGGUCAACGGUGAUGCCGCAGCCGCCUCCAUCCCUGGGAGCACCUCAGCCCUGUUGGACCUCUCAGGCCUUGAUCUCCCUCCUUCAGGCACCACCUACCCAGCCAUGCCCACCUGCCCUGGCGACCGGGCCAGUGCUGAGCAGCCCAGCACCUCUGUUUCUCUGCUUGAUGAUGAGCUCAUGUCUCUGGGCCUGAGUGACCCCACACCCCCUUCAGGCCCAAGCUUGGAUGGUGCUGGAUGGAACAGCUUCCAGUCAUCUGAUGGCACCGAGCCCCCAGCCCCCACUCCGGCACCCAGCAUGGACAGCUGGCCCCCUACACAGACCUCCCUGCCAGCGAGCAGUGGUCUGGAUGACCUGGACCUCCUGGGGAAGACCCUGCUGCAGCAGUCGCUGCCCCCGGAGUCCCAGCAAGUGCGGUGGGAGAAGCAGCAGCCAGCCCCCCGGCUCACACUCCGGGACCUGCAGAAUAAAAGCAGCUGCAGCUCACCCCGCUCCGGUGCCGCCAGCCUCCACACCGUGUCCCCCGAGCCCCCCGGGCCUCCGCAGCAGCCCACACAGACUGAGCUCUCCCUGGCCAGCAUCACUGUGCCCCUGGAGUCCAUCAAACCCAGCAGCAUCUUGCCAGUGACUGUGUACGACCAACAUGGUUUCCGGGUCCUUUUCCACUUCGCCCGAGACCCGCUGCCUGGGCGCUCCGACGUGCUGGUGGUGGUGGUUUCCAUGCUGAGCACUGCCCCCCAGCCCAUCCGCAAUAUCGUGUUCCAGUCAGCUGUCCCCAAGGUCAUGAAAGUGAAGCUGCAGCCACCCUCGGGCACGGAGCUGCCAGCCUUCAACCCCAUCGUCCACCCCUCAGCUAUCACCCAGGUCCUGCUCCUCGCCAACCCCCAGAAGGAGAAGGUUCGCCUCCGCUACAAGCUCCUCUUCACCAUGGGCGACCAGGCCUACAACGAGAUGGGGGACGUGGACCAGUUCCCCCCACCGGAGACCUGGGGGAGCCUCUAGAACAGAGAGGGGAGUGGAGGGGAGGAGGAGGCAAUGGGAUCGGCCACUGGCUAGCCUGGGUAGGAGGCUGUGGUGGCCUAGGAUGCCCUUUGUCCCCAUGGCCAUAUCUGUGCCUGGUGCUUCUCCCCUCACCCCUGUGGCCCCCUCCUUCCUUCACCCCUUCCCUGCUGGGCCAAACCCAGCAGGAGGCUGGGCCUGGGUUUGCGCUGCUGGGGCUUCACCACGGGUGGGAGCCCGGAGCAGAGAAGGGCUGCGUGGCCUUGGAAGGACUUGGGGUCUUUGGAAGAAGCAUGGCUGCCGGGCAGGGGCCAGGACCUCAGGCCCAGCCCUGAUCUCAGCCUGGAGUGGGGUCAUCCCCGCCUGUCUCUCUUGCCUUAUGGGAAGGCCCAGCCAUAAUCUGGGUCAUGCUGGAGCCAUGGACCAGCUCAGGCCUCCUCCAUAGGAACUGGGUAACUGUGGGGAGUGACAUCUGCACCCCCGGCUGUUUGCACUCUCUGGUGUGUGAUUUGACUCUCAACUUAUAUUUCUGAGUGGCCUGUGGUCACCAUCUCAGGGGGCCCAGUUGGGGGAGCCCCACCUGGCUCCUUUGCUGUCAGGCCUCCUGAGGAGCCAUGGGGACUAUGUGACUGCUGACCUGAGGGUAAUGCCAGAGGCAGGUGGCCCCAGCUGGGCUCUGGAGCUUCUGGCCAAGGGAGGACCUGCACUGGAGUUCUGUCUCCUUCAUUAACUGGCCCCUGCUGGGCCUCCUGUGGGCGUCUCACCUCUGUCCAUUCAUUUAUUUAUGGGCAGAAGCGGGGUCGGUGUGUGAGUGGGAGCAGGAGUAUUUAUGAAAAUAAAACGUCCUUUUUCCUGGA
Molecule: messenger RNA, 3134 nt
Organism: Molossus molossus (Pallas's mastiff bat)
Lineage: Eukaryota; Metazoa; Chordata; Mammalia; Chiroptera; Molossidae
Gene: GGA1
Product: golgi associated, gamma adaptin ear containing, ARF binding protein 1
Exons: 17
Coding region: 373-2280 (635 amino acids)
Biological process (GO): intracellular protein transport; vesicle-mediated transport
Cellular component (GO): trans-Golgi network
Molecular function (GO): ubiquitin binding; small GTPase binding; phosphatidylinositol binding
Source: RefSeq, a predicted model, not a curated record